Molecule: messenger RNA, 1575 nt
Organism: Truncatella angustata
Lineage: Eukaryota; Fungi; Ascomycota; Sordariomycetes; Amphisphaeriales; Sporocadaceae
Product: general substrate transporter
Exons: 1
Coding region: 1-1575 (524 amino acids)
Biological process (GO): carbohydrate transport; transmembrane transport
Cellular component (GO): membrane
Molecular function (GO): carbohydrate:proton symporter activity
Source: RefSeq, a predicted model, not a curated record
AUGAUGCCCUCGAAGAGUUCGUUUCUCGGCAUGAGAGGCCACGCCCUCAGGGCAGCCCAGAUAAUGUUUGUUGUUGCCCCUAGCUUUACGCUUUUCGGCUAUAACCAAGCAGGCGUCGGACCUCUGGCCACUCUACAGAGUUGGGUUCGGGAGUUUCCCAUGGUCGAUACAGUCAACACAGAAGGGGCACAGGAAUCACUAAACUCGACAAAGAAAGGGGCUGUGAUCGCUUCGUUUCAGAUAGGAGCCCUGAUGGGUGCUUUAUCUUGUUUGUUUCUUGGCGAUUGGCUUGGUAGACGGAAAACAAUCUUCAUCGCGGCCAUCUUGACGGUCAUCGGCGAAGUACUACAAGUCGCAUCAUAUAACAUCAUUCAGUUCGUCGUUGGCCGUGUCGUCCUCGGCAUUGGCGUCGGUGAAAUCAGUGUUGCUGUCCCUGUGUGGCAAGCAGAAUGCUCCUCUGCUGCUCACCGUGGCAGAGAUGUUAUCACAGCAGGUAUUUUCAUGUGUCUUGGGUAUGCCUUGUGCAACUGGAUCGAUUUCGGAUUCAGCUACAUCCCGAAUUCGACACUCGAAUGGAGACUUCCACUCGCAGUAUCUUUAAUCCUCUCACUUAUGGUUGCGACCUCUGUCUUCUUUCUACCGGAGUCUCCCAGGUGGCUAUGCAGGGUUAACCGCGUGAGCAAAGCCACUACCAACCUAGCGGCGUUGAAGGAUUUGCCGGAGGAUGACGAAGCAAUCAAGACCGAGAUUGCGCAGAUCGAGUCCUCACUUGAAGUCGCCUCGCAACGCAACAAUUCACUUAUGGAGAUGUUCUCAAAACACGACGAUGAGCGACUCUUCUACCGUUUCUGUCUCUGUUUCGCCCUGCAGUUCUUCCAGCAGAUGUGCGGUGGGAAUCUGAUAUCUGUCUAUGCCUCCACGAUCUUCCAGGAGAACCUAAAGCUGGGAACCACGCUGUCAAAGAUCCUGGCAGCUUGCGCCUUGACCUGGAAGUUCCUCUGCUGCUUUCUCGCCUUCUACGCGAUUGAUCGUCUCGGUCGCCGAACCGUGUUCAUGAUCAGCGGUGCUGGCAUGUCGCUCUGCAUGGCAUGCCUUGCCGUCUGCACCAGCUUCCCGUCGGAUAACCAUUCCGCCUCAAUUGCGUCUGCAUUCUUCAUCUUCCUCUUCAACGCUUUCUAUCCAUUCGGAUUCCUGGGGGGCAACUUUCUGUACUGUACCGAGGUGGCCCCAGUUCGCCUUCGCGUGGCGAUGAACUCGGUUUCGACGGCAAACCACUGGCUGUGGAAUUUUGUCGUGACUAUGGUCACUCCGGUCGCCAUCUCCACGAUCGGCUUUCGAUAUUACAUCAUGUAUGCAAUAAUUUCGGCUUGCAUCCCCAUCGUGGUGUUCUUCUUCUACCCGGAGACGAUGAACAGGAACCUGGAGCUGCUCAACAAUGUUUUCAAGGAUGCAUCGUCUCCAUGGCAAAUCGUCUCCAUGGCUCGGCAGUUGCCCCAGGGUGAGGUCGUCGAGGGGUGUAGCGACUUGAGCGGAAAGCAGAAUUUUGAGCAGAAGGAACAUGUUGAGAAGGCAUGA